This is a messenger RNA of Paramuricea clavata, 1176 nucleotides long. Lineage: Eukaryota; Metazoa; Cnidaria; Anthozoa; Malacalcyonacea; Plexauridae. The record is from the annotation of a GenBank genome assembly.
AUGGUGUGCAAUGAUACUGAAGAACUUCGCUGUGAUCAUGAAGAGGCUGAUACGCGGAUGAUUGCUCAUGCACGACACGCUUCUCAAUUUUACUCCAGUAUCAUGAUCAAGAGUCCAGAUACAGAUGUGUUUCUGAUUGCGCUUAACGCCUGCUUAGACAUUCAUGCCGAUAUAUAUUUUGAAACUGGUACGGGUAAUGGAAGACGCAUUAUAUCACUCAGCAAAAUCAGGCAUUCUCUUGGAGACCAAUGGUGCAGUUCACUACUAGGCCUUCAUGCAUUUACAGGUACACACUGAACAUUACCAAAAUAAAUAUUGUAUAUAUUUCUAAUUAACUAUGCGAUAGAGUUACAUUUCUAUUAUACUCUUUCUUAGUUGUAUUAUUUUUUCUCCAGGUUGUGAUACCACCAGUGCGUUCUACGGUAAAGGCAAAGUUACUGCUCUGAAAAUCGCAAGAAUGAAAGAAAAAUAUGCAGAUCUCUUCUGGAACGUCGGCAGAGAAGCCACGGCAUCGACACCACUGAAGGAGGGCUUGUAUGGUUACGUGUGCCAUCUUUACGGUUUCGAAGAGUGCUCCGACGUCAACUCUGUUAGGUUUCAAAUUUUUAAGGGUGGAAAAUACGACGAAGAAUCAAUGCCACCAAAUCAGGAUUCGUUAGAUCAGCACGUGAGUCGAGCAAACUACCAAUGCUACAUCUGGCGUCAUGCAUCGCAACCGUUAUUGAACAUGGAACCUUUCUGCAACCACGGGUGGAAACUAGAUGAUUGUGGCAACGUCUUAGUCGACUGGAUGACCAUUCCUCCAGCCCCCGACUCGGUCCUGGAGUUUGCAAAUUGCAAAUGCAAGAAAGCCUGUCAAAACAACAGAUGUUCCUGUCUGAAAGCAAAGCUGAAGUGCUCAGAUUUGUGCAAGUGCAUUGGCUGUAAGAAUAACAAUGGUAAUGUUGAUGGAAACGAUGAAAAUGAUUCUGAUACUUACGAUCGCGAUGAACAAGAUCAUACCUCAAGUGACAUCAGCGAAGACGAAUACUAAGUCUCUCUUCAGGUUAAUAGUAUACAUUAUGAUGAACAAUAUACAAACUGGUAUACGCUAGUCCCAAUAAUCAUGAUCACGCCAAGUUAGUUCAUCUGAGGUUUUAAGCUUUUUAUUUGAAAACGUUGGGCCGUAUAUGAAGC